Messenger RNA from Oppia nitens, 2871 nucleotides. RefSeq names its product cell adhesion molecule DSCAML1-like. Gene Ontology annotation, molecular function: protein binding. The record is from RefSeq and is a predicted model, not a curated record. Bases 1 to 2862 code for a protein of 953 amino acids. NCBI's taxonomy places the organism in Eukaryota, Metazoa, Arthropoda, Arachnida, Sarcoptiformes, Oppiidae. The transcript is spliced from 14 exons.
AUGUAUAAUUCAUUAGCUUUAAAAUUAUCGCCUAUACUUAACCACCGGAGCCAAACUGAGGGCACAUAUUUACAGAUAACAUGUUCAUUACAACAGGGAUCGGGUCCUAUUAAUUUUGAAUGGCAUAAAAAUGGACAAUUACUCAAAUCGGGUCCACAUUUGAAUUAUAAUAUAGAUUUUUAUAAAAGAUUUUCCACUUUUACUAUCGAAACAAUCACUCGUAAAGACUCCGGUAAUUACACGUGUGUUGUGAGGAAUGCCAUCGCAAGUGACACACAAUCGGUUGUCCUCACAAUUAAAGCACCAAAAAUAGUGCCCCUUUUAAGUAGCAGAAACCAAAGUAUUGGUUCAUAUUUUCAAAUGUUGUGUACAACACAAGAGGGUUCACUUCCUCUACAGUUUGAGUGGAAAAGAGAUGGACAGACACUACAGUCCAGAGCAGACACUAACUAUAAGAUCGAGAACUCAAUGCGAUUCUCGACGCUUACUAUUGAAGCCAUUGACACAACCGAUGCCCAUAACUACUCGUGUUUUGUCAUCAAUGGUAUCGGUAGUGAUACACAAUCUGUUGUACUUAAUGUUAAAGUUAUUUUUGGCUUUAAAUUAAGUGUAAAUCUAAAUUCAGCUGAAAUAAUAGCACCGAAAAUAAUGCCAUUUAUGAAUCAACAAAAUCUUAAUGAGGGCUCAUAUUUUCAAAUCACAUGUUCUAUACAUAAGGGAAGUCCUCCACUUUUCUUUGAGUGGACUAUUAAUGGACAGACAGCUAAACCCAGUCCUAAUGUAAACUUUAAGAUUGAUAAUUACGAUAUGUUUUCAACAUUUGUCAUAAAGAGUAUCACUCGUAAAGACUCCGGUAAUUACACGUGUGUUGUGAGGAAUGCCAUCGCAAGUGACACACAAUCCGUUUUGUUAUCCAUUAAAGUACCGCCGACGUGGCUGAAGGAACCGCAGGACAUACGCGUCAAAUCAGGUGAUGAUGUGGCCGUGGAGUGCAUUGCCGAUGGAUUACCCAAACCAACAGUUAAAUGGAUCAGCUCUAAAGGAAAGGUAAUUCCGGGUGAAGUAUUAAAUUUGGCGAACUUUAAGGUCGGCAGUAGUGAAGCGUAUGAAUGCAUUGCAGACAAUGGUAUCGGAGACUCAUUGAAAAAGUCUAUUAAUGUUUUCUUCAGCGUUCCGGCAAAGUUUGAUGAGAAAUAUAGUGUACAACAAGUAAAAAGGGGUGAAAGCGCGCGAUUGAAAUGCAAUGCAACGGGAGAUCAUCCCCUCACCAUUAAAUGGACCAAAGAUAAUGCCAAACUUGAAAAGAUUGGAUCGCAUAAUUUUGAGAUCGUUGAGAGUAAUACAGAGUAUGGAUUGGUAUCGGAAUUGUUGUUACGUAUAACUCAGCGAACUGACGGUGCUAUCUAUAAAUGUGAGGCCGAGAAUACACACGGAAAGGAUGAGCGCACUAUUAAACUGGUUGUUCUCGAGAUUCCCGGACCACCAAAGACAGUACACGUGAAGGAGGUUUGGUCGCGUACGGCAAGCAUCGUCUGGUCGGCGCCCUAUUCAGGCAAUUCUCCCAUUUCUAAGUAUACAAUACAGUAUUGGCGACAUCAAAGUGCACCGCAUAGACUCAAUGAGUUUACUGUCAGUAGUACUCAGACGUCGGCACUUAUUAAAGAUUUGAGUCCUGGAUUGUCGUAUGAAAUGACUGUUGUUGGUGAGAAUGAGGUCGGAAGAGGUGAAGCGGCAGAUACUGUAAAAUUUACGACCGGUGAAGAAGAGCCGUCAGCUCCUCCUAAUGAUAUGUCAGUAGAGGGUAUGGGUCCCACUACUAUAAGGAUCACAUGGAGGGCACCUCCCAAAGAGCACUGGAAUGGUGUUAUAAACGGUUAUUAUGUGGGCUAUCGUAAGGCACGUGAGACAAACCAUCCGUUUACUCUAAAAUUGGUUGAAUCCAAACCCAAUCAGAAGUCGGCCGAAUCGGAAUCAUAUGAAUAUUUUUUGCGCGAUUUAGUCAAAGGUAAUGAAUAUGCAAUUGUUGUGAAGGCAUACAACUCGGCCGGAAGUGGUCCACAGUCUCAUGAAAUGUUCGCCCAUACCUUUGAUGGUGAUCUACCACCCGCUCAAUUGUUAAAUGCUAUGGAAUCUACUAAUACGUUGAUAACAGUGCGAUGGCAUCAAAAAGAUCUCCGAGAAUCUCAAACACCGACACAAAGCUUUACAUUACACUAUCAACGAGAAGGUGAAUCCAAAUGGAAGGAAGUGCCGCUGUCGUCACUGGUAACGCCCGCACCUAUUACUGAGGGAUCAGCACUCGCAUCCUAUACUUAUAAUUUGGAAAACCUAGAGUCAGGCAUUCAAUAUCGACUGUUCAUUACUGCAGUUAACAGAUAUGGUUUCAGUGAUCCCAGUAAUGUAGUAAUUGCCCGAACAGAUGGUGGUGACAUUAAAGUGCUUGAAAGCGAGAUUUUCAACCAGUUCUUCAACGACGGACCCUAUUAUUUGCAGCCCUCCUUCACAAUCCCUUUACUCUCUGCGGUUGUUAUUAUCAUUAUAGUCAUUAUAUCGGCAUUUGUUUGCGUCAGAAGAAUUAAUAGGGAAAGGGCUGCGGCUGAGGGAUUUAUUAUGGACAGCGCAACCCUACAUAAGCAGUUAGCCGGACAUCACAUGGGAACCACACCUCGAUAUAUGGACUUUGAUAAAACUAGUGGUAAACCAUUGAUGAUGACAGAGGCCGGUAACGCGUAUCCAACGCCAUACGCAACAAUGCCAAUGGGAGGCUUAGAUGGAUGUCAAUUCCAACCCCACCCAUCGAUGAUGAAAAAUGAUCACAUAUACGAUCACCCCCAUAGAUUAUACCCAGUGAUGGCAAAAUGAAUUAUAUGA